Molecule: messenger RNA, 2260 nt
Organism: Bombina bombina (fire-bellied toad)
Lineage: Eukaryota; Metazoa; Chordata; Amphibia; Anura; Bombinatoridae
Gene: IQCB1
Product: IQ motif containing B1
Exons: 14
Coding region: 153-1943 (596 amino acids)
Biological process (GO): cilium assembly
Cellular component (GO): cilium
Molecular function (GO): calmodulin binding
Source: RefSeq, a predicted model, not a curated record
UAGUGGAUAAAGCAUGACUGCUUGGAGUUGGCAUCGGUUGCUAGGCAACCUGCGGCCUACAGCAUCAGAUAUUGUGGGUCCUCGGAGUGUGCUUUGAUGAGACGCAGUCGUGAUCUCGCUGUUUUUAUGAAGAGCAAAAUAUAAGUAAAAUCAUGAUUGACGAUACAGACUCAAGACUUUUGGCCUUGGCAUCUGAAAUCGCUGAAAGCAGCAAUGAAAAUGUUCCUGUCCUCCUACUGAAGCUAAAAGAUAUUUUAAAAACUGCACCUACUGGCAGCAAAGAAUUGAAAAGGCUGAAAGAAGACGUGUAUAAUUAUGAUCUGAUUCAGUAUUGCGUGCUUGUUCUAAAGCAAGAUUACAGUCGGGUUAGAGGAGGCUGGGUCACUGCAGCAAAUUUAGCCAAUAUAAUAAGUACCUGCUAUGUCGGUCUGGAUCCAAAAGAGGGUUCUGAGGAGUUUUACACUAAAUUGCUGCCAUCAGCUGCUGUUAACUUGCUGGUUUUGGGAAGAAGGAUACAAGCUCGUUUUGUUCGAUCAAUUAAGGAUGAGGAAAGGAGUGAACUAUUCAACAGUUUUCGCAUGGUCACAGAUUCAAUCUGCUGGUUAUGUAGUGGUCACUUACAGCUGACUGAAAAAGUUUUGCAGGAAGAACAUUUUCUGCAGUUACUAAUGACUGAUGAUGUAGAAACAGGUGCUGCUGUUAUGAGCAUAUUACAGAGCAUCAUGCGAGUUAACAGCGAGGUGCUUUGUCACGUAGAAGAGAAGGCUUUGCUUCCUAUCUUAGAUGAGCUUGUAUACAAACUGUCGGCAUCCUCUAAUCCAGUCAUUGGGCAUGCUGCAAUGAGAGCACUACUGUUAAUGGCAGAAUCCAGCCCCAACAUUGUGAAGAUACUUGGAGCACGAUAUAAGGGACUGAGAGCACUUUUGAGCAAACAGUGGACUGGAAAAGGUUUUGGUCAGGAACUUAAUCGACUUCUAGAUCUGUUGUAUUCUACUUCUUACCAGCAGGGGGAGAUGCAGAGACUACACACUGCAGCACGUGUCAUUCAGGCAGUGUGGAGAGGAUUUCAAACCAGAAAGCGCAUGAAAAAGCUUCCAACUGCUGUGAUGUCUUUACAAAGAAGUUUUAGAACUAAACGAGAACAAGAAGUGAUCCACCUAAAGAGACAGAAAGAGGAGCAAGACCUCAAGCAACAACUGGAGCUGCAGAGACUGAGAGCAAUGAGGUUGUUUCGGGAAAAGCAACUCACUCUGCUAGAAAUUGUUCACGCAGGACAAAUGAAUAAACAUAUUAAGGAAAUGGAAGAGACAUCUUCACUUGUAAUCCAGAAGUUCUGGAGGGGCUAUAAGGAAAGGAAAAAGUUCCAUCAGCAGAAAGUUCUACUAAAACAAUAUAAAGCAGCUGUCACUAUUCAAAGAGCAGCAUUGCACUUUUUAAAAAAAAGAAGACGAAUCCGUGAUUCCUUAUCUCUACUGAAAACAAACCAAGAACUGAAAGAUGAACAGCGACUGCAGCUUCAGAAAAAUGUGGACAGCUACACAAAGCUUCACCCGGCCCAGCAGAUGUCCGUGGAGCAAAGCAAAGAGCUACAUUUACAAGCCCAGGAGAAGCUGGGAGAGUAUCUGUUGAAGAGAAAACAGGAACACAGAGCAGAACAACGCAGAGAAGCACUAACGGCAAAGAUUAACACUGAUAUAAAUAUGAUUCUGGGAGCUCCGAGUUUAACAAAGGUCACAGAAAAGGAUCUUGAGAUGUUUAACAGUCGGUCUGUUCCUAUUGCACUCAAAGCCAAAGAAUCCCACAGUACGAUGCUGAAACGCAGCCGCUGGCCCUGGUGGAAGAAACUUAGUGACGAAUUUAUAGAGGAAGAUGAUGUUCUUUUGUCUGAUAUUCCAGAUUUAGAGCAUGGUGUUCUAUUUAUUGCUGGUAGUAAACAUUCCUAGCAGACAGUGACUCAAGGCUGAAGAACAAUGAACUAAUGCAUAUCACUUAAAGAGAAACUCAAGUCAAAAUAAACUUUUAUGAUUCAGAAAGAGCAGCAGUUUUAAGACACACUUCAAUUUACUUCCAUGAUAUUGUGCACAGUCUUUUUAGAUUCACUUUCUGGGGAACAAGAUCCUACUGAGCAUGUGCACAAGCUCACAGGGUAAACGUAUACUGGUCUGUGAUUGGCUGAUGUCUGCCACAUGAUACAGGGGACUGGAAAAUGGGAGAAAAAAUGAAUUUGUCACAAUAAAAUCUACUGCUUAUUUGAAAUUCA